UGUCCGGAGCUUUGCUUUCUAUUUCCGGUGUGUAGCAAAAGCUUAGUUACGGGGCCGAGGGGGACUGACUUGUUAAAGAGUAGGAACUGUAGCAACACAAAACUGUAUUGAAUUCGUGGUUUAGUGGAUACACUUUGAGACGGAUGGGAGUUCUGAGUAUAAACUUAGAAAAAGAAUAGUGUUAAAGUUGUGACAAGAAGUUUCAACAGAUCGUUUUGCCAAAGGAUUGUUUUCUGUACAAAAUAACAGUUUUGAUAGUAUGUCAGUUGCUAAUAACGCAGGAUAUGCUAGCCAGAACGGCGGUUCUGGACAGCCUUACAUGAACGGUCCCAAGCAGAAUCCUUUGAUGCAGCCAUCACAGAUACCAGCUGGCCAGGGGUAUAUGUUAGUGCCCCCAGCCUCCACUGCACAGCAGAUUCCAGGAAAACUUCCUGCACAACAAACUCCUGAACACAAAAAUUAUAGUUAUUUUCAUAAUGCGCCUCCAGCAAAUACAUUACAAGAACUUGGUCAGAGUAAGAGGCUUCCAGUGAGUUCUCAACUAGUUCCAAUGUCACAGAAGAUGAGCUCUGUUUACCAGCACCUUUUGCCACCUGAGAAGACUGUUUCUCCUUCAUCUUAUAGUAAAGUUAUGCCAGCAGCAACUCAUUUACUGCCAUCACUACCAGACCAGCAGUUUAGUAGUCUUCCUCAUCCUUCAGGCUCUGUUGUUAAUCAUCCUCAAGCUGCACCUCAGGCAGGCCAUGUGAGCCCUGCCGCUUUGCCUGCCAAGACUCAAACACCUUCCUUGUUGCCAGCAACUGGUUUCUCUGCUCCUACAGGAGUCCAUUCACCUCUGCAUACUUAUAAACAACCAGAACUUACACCACCUAAGUCAUCCAUGCCUUUACCGACUACAUUUAUUCCUGGGAAGCCACUUAUUGGACCACCACGACCAACUGGAGCACCACCCCCUGUGCAAACAGCAAAUGGUCCACCUCUUCAAGCACAUGUAAAUGCCUCUACAAGGCAGGAUGGUGGUUUUGAUUUGACAUCCACAGAGGAUUCCUUGGUAUCUAAUAGUUAUGAUGCCCUUGAAGGUGGUAGUUACAUAGCAACAGAGCAGACACAUGUUCCCAAGAUGGGCAGAGGCGUUGGAUACACAUACCCAACCUUACAGCCAGGAUAUCAGACUACUCCUGCAGUACCACUCUCUUCGCAGCACUGUCCCCCAGGGCCGCAACAGUUUCCACAGGUUUCUCUAAUUGCAUCCAUGGGAGGAUUAAGUUUGCAGCCAAAUCAACAGCAUGAAGGACUGCGACAUGUAAAUCUUAUUCAAGAAAGAAAAGUCCUGCCAUCGUCCCCUGUAACAGUUCCUGUCCCUCGCUUGCAUCCAGAUUCACAGAAGCUCAACUGUAGUCCUGAAGUGUUAAGGUGUACGCUGACAAAUAUUCCCCAGACUCAGUCACUGCUGAACAAAGCCAAGCUCCCAUUGGGUUUGCUUCUUCAUCCCUUCAAGGACUUGUCGCAAUUGCCUGUGGUCACAUCCAGCACAAUUGUAAGAUGUCGUGCUUGCAGAACUUAUAUUAACCCUUUCGUCAGCUUUCUUGAUCAAAGAAGGUGGAAGUGUAACCUUUGUUACAGGGUUAAUGAUGUUCCUGAGGAGUUCAUGUACAAUCCAGUCUCAAGAUCAUAUGGAGAGCCACAUAAAAGGCCUGAGGUGCAAAAUGCAACAAUAGAACUUAUUGCACCUUCAGAAUAUAUGCUCAGACCACCCCAGCCAGCUGUAUACCUUUUUGUGCUAGAUGUUUCACACAAUGCAGUGGAAACUGGGUACUUGAAUGCACUCUGUCAGUCCCUGUUGGACAAUCUCAACUCGCUUCCAGGAGACUCCAGAACAAAAAUAGGUUUUAUUACAUUUGACAGCACAAUUCAUUUCUAUAGUCUUCAGGAUGGCCUGUCUCAGCCCCAGAUGCUAAUAGUUUCAGAUGUUGAAGAUGUCUUCAUACCAAUGCCAGAAAAUCUAUUAGUAAAUUUAAAUGAAAGCAAAGAGUUAGUACAAGACUUGCUAAGAGUCUUGCCACAGAGGUUUUUGAAGACAAUGGAAACUCAGAGUGCCUUGGGGCCUGCUUUACAGGCUGCAUUUAAGUUAAUGUCACCUACUGGAGGUCGUUUGUCUGUGUUUCAGACACAACUCCCAUCGGUAGGAGCUGGGCUGUUAAAAUCUCGGGAGGACCCUAAUCAGAGAGCUUCUGCAAAGGAAAUACAACAUCUUUCUCCAGCAACCGAUUUUUACAAGAAACUAGCCUUGGAUUGCUCUGGGCAGCAGAUAGCUGUAGAUUUCUUUGCUCUUAGUGGACAGUACUCUGAUCUAGCUUCUUUAGCUUGUAUUUCUAGAUAUUCCUCAGGCUGCAUUUAUCAUUAUCCUUCUUAUCACCAUGAGCACAACCCCACACAAGUGCUAAAAUUCCAGAAGGAUCUGAAACGAUACUUAACUAGAAAGAUUGGAUUUGAGGCUGUCAUGAGAAUUCGGUGUACUAAAGGGCUUUCUAUUCAUACUUUCCAUGGGAAUUUUUUUGUACGAUCAACGGAUUUGCUCUCUCUUCCUAAUGUAAACCCUGAUGCAGGGUUUGCAGUACAGAUGUCCAUAGAAGAUAACCUCACAGAUCUGCCAGUUGUAUCCUUCCAGGCAGCAUUACUCUAUACAUCAAGCAAAGGUGAACGUCGGAUCCGUGUUCAUACUCUCUGUUUACCCGUUGUAGCCUCACUGGCUGAUGUCUAUGCAGGAGCUGAUAUCCAAGCUGUUUCUGGACUGCUUGCCAGCAUGGCUGUUGAUCGUUCAGUUUCGUCCAGCUUGGGUGAUGCUCGAGAUGCCCUGGUGAAUGCUGUAAUUGAUUCUUUGUCUUCAUAUCGUUCUUCAGUUCUCAGUGUUCAGCAACCUGGCCUUAUUGCACCUUUCUCCAUGCGACUUUUUCCCUUGUAUGUGUUGGCUCUUCUGAAACAGAAGGCUUUCCGGACUGGAACAAGCACACGUUUAGAUGACAGAGUGUUUGCCAUGUGUCAGAUGAAGAGCCAGCCUCUUGCAUACCUUAUGCCUAUGAUCCAUCCAAAUUUGUAUAGGAUUGACAAUCUCACAGAGGAGGAUUCUCUGCAUGUAGAUGAUAAAACAGUACCUCAGCCUCCUAUUCUUCAGCUUGCUGUGGAAAACCUGAGUAGGGAUGGUGCCUACCUUAUGGAUGCUGGUUCAGUUUUGUACUUGUAUGUUGGAAGAAAUUGUGGUCAAUUAUUCCUCAGAAAUGUGCUGGGCAUCUCAAAUUAUGCUUUAAUACCACAGAAUAUGGUAGAACUUCCAGAUCUAGACACGCCAGAAUCUGUCAGAACAGUAGCUUUCAUUGCUUGGCUUAGAGAACAAAGACCAUUUUUCCCUGUGCUGCAUGUAAUGAGGGAUGACAGUCCACUGAAAAUGAGCUUCCUUCAAAACAUGGUAGAGGAUAGGACAGAAUCUGCCUUGUCCUAUUAUGAGUUUUUGCUUCACAUACAACAGCAAGUGAAUAAAUAAAGCACUAAGUGCCACAGUAAUGCUGUGGAGGAAGCGGGCAUCAAAAGAAAACUGGUCUUCGUGAAACCUCUCAUUUGCAUCGAUUAAGAUUGUACCAUAGUGCACAUGACAUUAUAUAUUUUUUCCAGUGUAAGGUCAUCUUUAAAACUACAGCUGUGGGAAAGUUGUCAGAAAUGUAAUGAAUUACUUUUUUACAUUUUUGAAUUGCAUAAAAACACCUUUGUGUGCACACGCACAUUACAAUUGUACAGAACAUAGUGAUUUUAUAUUGCUAUGGUACUGGUCGGGAGAAGUAAUUGCAAUAUUUAGUGUCAAGCAUAAUAGACUUCACAGUAUUUUGAAUUUCAGAAUGUUAUAUUUUAGUGAAUCCUUUUUGAUUUGUUUUUCUUAACCUGCUUGUUAUAGUCUUACAUGAGGUGCAACUGACAGAAGCUAGCAGUACUUCAUGCAAGUUCUAGCUUUUGCAUCAUUUUUAUGUUUGGUAGCCUUUUUAGAUACCCAUAAAAGUAACCUCAAAACCAAGAACACACCAAGUCCACAACGGAAUAAGCCGGA
Protopterus annectens (West African lungfish) is the source of this 4093-nucleotide messenger RNA. It is a transcript of the gene SEC24A, whose product is annotated as SEC24 homolog A, COPII coat complex component. Gene Ontology annotation, cellular component: endoplasmic reticulum exit site; COPII vesicle coat. Lineage: Eukaryota; Metazoa; Chordata; Ceratodontiformes; Protopteridae. Bases 260 to 3538 code for a protein of 1092 amino acids. The record is from RefSeq and is a predicted model, not a curated record. Gene Ontology annotation, biological process: COPII-coated vesicle cargo loading; intracellular protein transport; endoplasmic reticulum to Golgi vesicle-mediated transport. The transcript has 23 exons. Gene Ontology annotation, molecular function: SNARE binding; zinc ion binding.